This is a messenger RNA of Molossus molossus (Pallas's mastiff bat), 2880 nucleotides long. It is a transcript of the gene SLC8B1, whose product is annotated as solute carrier family 8 member B1. The coding region runs from base 574 to 2331 and encodes 585 amino acids. Gene Ontology annotation, cellular component: membrane. Gene Ontology annotation, biological process: intracellular calcium ion homeostasis; calcium export from the mitochondrion. Gene Ontology annotation, molecular function: calcium:sodium antiporter activity. Lineage: Eukaryota; Metazoa; Chordata; Mammalia; Chiroptera; Molossidae. The transcript has 18 exons. The record is from RefSeq and is a predicted model, not a curated record.
GGCGGAAGGCUGGGCCAGCGGGCGGGGACUGGGAAGGCCGCGAGGCCCGGCGAGGUCGAGGAUCGGAGGUUACGGGUCCGAGGCCCGGCACGAGAACUUCCCGACCGUCGGAGCUCUUGGCCCCGGGUGGGCGCCGGGGGGCACUCACACGCCCCCUCGUGCGCGAGGACAAGAAACCCGCGAUCGAUAGACAGGAGGCGCCUGCCGAUCCUCAGGUCGGGGGCACCGACGGCGCGAGCGUUUACGGAGCCCGCUUGCUUGCUCGGAUGGGCCAGCGUCGGUCUCCAUGUUCUGGGAGAAGCAAAGGCUCGGAAGGGUGAAGUGAUCUCCCCAGUGCUGAAAGCUGGAGCCUUGCAGAUCAGCGCUUCCACGUCGGUGGCAAGUGAAGUUGAGCAACGAAAGAGUUUAAUGUCUUUGGAAGAAAAAUGAAGUCGUUUUUGCCCUGGUGUUGAGGGAAGAGGCAGAGCCCAAAGGGGACCUGCUAACAUUCUGCAGCUGGAGCUGCCAACCACUUGCAACUGAAACGCUGCAGAAGGGGAAGCAGAGGGUGAAGGCCAGGUCCUGUGUGGGCUGAUGGCCAGCAGACGACUGUAUCUGCACUGGGUGCUGCCUUUGUUCUGGGUGCUGCUGAUGGUGGAGACACUGUCCGGGGCCUAUGGCCCACCUGCAGGGGCCCACACCAGCCUUCCAUUUCCAGCCUCAGGUGUGAACCAGACCCCUGUGAUAGAUUGUCGUGAUGUGUGUGGCCUGAACGCCUCUGACCGCUGUGACUUCAUCCGGACCAACCCCGACUGCCGCAGCGAGGGGGGCUACCUGGACUACCUGGAAGGCAUCUUCUGCCACUUCCCCCCCAGGCUCCUCCCUCUGGCUGUCACCCUCUAUGCUUUCUGGCUGCUUUACCUGUUUCUGAUUCUGGGAGUCACUGCAGAGAAGUUUUUCUGCCCGAACUUGUCGGCUAUCUCCACCACACUCAAGCUCUCCCACAAUGUGGCUGGUGUCACCUUCCUGGCGUUUGGGAACGGGGCGCCCGAUAUCUUCAGCGCCCUGGUGGCCUUCUCGGACCCACACACAGCUGGCCUGGCCUUCGGGGCACUGUUCGGUGCGGGCGUGCUGGUGACCACCGUGGUGGCGGGCGGCAUUGCCAUCCUGCGCCCCUUCGCGACAGCCUCCAGGCCCUUCCUCAGAGACAUCAUAUUCUACAUGGUGGCCGUGUUCCUGACCUUCACCGCACUCUACCGUGGCAGGGUCACGCUGGCAUGGGCCCUGGGUUACCUAGGCUUGUACGCAUUCUACGUGGUCACCGUGGUUCUCUGCACCUGGAUCUACCGAUGGCAGCGGAGGCGGUCCCUGGUCUACUCGACGCCAGCCACUCCAGAGAUGCUCUCGGAUUCCGAGGAGGAGGAUCGGGUAUCUUCCACUACCACCAGCUAUGACUACCGGGAAGAGUACCAGCCGCUGUUGUUCUACCAGGCGACCACGGCUCAGAUCCUGGUCCAGGCCCUCAACCCCCUGGACUGCAGGAAGUGGAAGAACAAGCCUGUAUACUGGAGAGUCCUCAAGGUGCUCAAGCUGCCCGUGGAGGUCCUGCUGCUCCUCACCGUCCCCCUCGUGGACCCGGACAGGGAAGACAGGAACUGGAAACGGCCCCUCAACUGCCUGCACCUGGUGAUCAGUCCGCUGGUCUUGGUCCUGACCCUGCAGUCGGGGGCCUACGGCGUCUACGAGAUAGGCGGCCUCUUUCCUGUCUGGGGCAUAGUGGUGAUCGCGGGCACGGCCUUGGCAGCAGUGACCUUUUUUGCCACAUCCAACAGCGAGCCCCCCAGACUUCACUGGAUCUUUGCCUUCCUAGGGUUCCUGACCAGCGCUCUGUGGAUCAACGCAGCCGCCACUGAGGUGGUCAACGUCUUGCGGUCCCUGGGCGUGGUCUUCCGGCUGAGCAACACCGUCCUGGGACUCACACUGCUGGCCUGGGGGAACAGCAUCGGAGAUGCCUUCUCCGAUUUCACGCUGGCCCGCCAGGGCUACCCCCGGAUGGCGUUCUCGGCCUGUUUCGGUGGCAUCAUUUUCAAUGUCCUGGUGGGAGUGGGCCUGGGCUGCCUGCUCCAGAUCUCCAGGGGCCACACGGAGGUGACGCUGGAGCCAGAUGGACUGUUGGUGUGGGUCCUGGCCGGCGCCCUGGGCCUCAGCCUCGUCUGCUCCCUGGUCUCGGUCCCACUGCAGUCUUUCCAGCUGAACAAGGUCUACGGCGUCUGCCUGCUCCUCUUCUACGUGAGCUUCCUCGUGGUGGCCCUGCUCACGGAAUUUGGGGUGAUUCACUUGAAAAGUGUGUGAGGGGAACUGUGUCCGGGUCCACCUGGUGGUCGGGAGGUGCCACUGCAGGCAGUGAGCUGGAAGAUGGAUGAGGGAAGACAGAGGCGCCUUCCGUGGAGCCGGCGCGGCAUGCGUGGCGGGGAACGAGGUGUGGGCUCCGUGGGCGCCCCUUGCUAACGAUCCCCAGGGGCUGCCGUGUGCAGGGAGAAAUGUUAAGCCUCCCUUCUGAGGCUUUGGAGACUGGGCUUCACCGGGUGGACAGUUCCAGACAGAAGACUUGCUUGCAUGACCUCCAGAGCCUCUCGAAGAUCAGGGUGAGGGGGUGACUGGGUGCCUUCCAGGCUGGUGUUGGAGGACUUUCAAAGUGCUCAGGGCUGGAGCAACUACAGAGACCCGGGCUCCUAGCAUAGGUGUCGCCUGCCGCCUUCCUGCCUCUUCUCGGCCGAAAUGCUGCCGAACCCAGGUGCAGGGGGUCAGGACAGCGGGGCCCCCGUGGACACAGCGCCUGGGUGCGAUGGGCCUCCGGCCACCGUGGGCUGGAGUGGGAGCCAUACCUAAUUCUGAAUGUUC